AUAAUUGAUGGAGAUGAUAUUUAGAAUUGUUACGGCCAUUGUUACAGCUGUAACUAAAUUAGGAUAUUAUCUAUUGUUGCCUACUGUUCCAUAAAAAUAUACAGGUUGUCUAUUUGUGAUGCGGAAGGAAUAUGUACAGGGCUGAUAAAUAAUGAAGACAUUUUCUGUGUGAUUAUGGAUUUUUGUGUAUGAUUAUUUCAAAGCGUAAAAUUGGGAUGUGUAAAUUUACUAAAUUUAAUGCAAAAAUACUUACAAAUUUGCAGAAUAUUGAAUGAAUAUUCUAAAUAUAGUUUUGUUUGACGAUACUAUUUUGUAAUGGAAAGUUAAGGAACUGUUGAACCAAAACAUGUAUUUACAUUUAGCUGAAGGAGUAUCAGUCUAAAAAAUGAAAAAAAAAAUUGUAGUUUUUCACCAUGUUAUAUAACCUUUAAAAAUUGCUAUGUAAAGCAUUUUAACAGAAUUUACAAGACUUCUUGAAGAGAGACAUUGUAUGAUAUUGGCAAUGUACAAACUGUACAUAAGGGUGAACUGUUAGGAAUGUGUUUGCAGACUUAAUAUAAUAGAUUUGUAUUUAUGCAGUGACCUCUCCAUUUGAACAGUUACUUUUAGUAAGCUUAAUCGUAUAUAGAUAUAGGCCUUCAUGUGCAUAAAUAAAUAUUGAAGUACAAAUUAACACAUACAUGCAAAUUGAAUGAUGGAUCUGUAUACAUUGUUCAAUGAUCCAAGCUUUAUGAGUGGGAAACAACAGUUCAAUUUGUUUAUAAUAAGGAAGGCAAACUUUUCAAUUAAUUAAAAUUGAUUACUAUAAUUGGCUUUCUGUAUGUUGUAAUACAGAGCAAAGAUAUAUCAUAUUUUUAUAUGAUGGAUGGGGUAUAGGAAGGACAAAGUUUAAAAUAGUUUUAUUACUUUUAGAUAAAAGCUUGUAUGUAUGGGAGCCAACUUCUGUAUAAAACAUCUGUGAACAGUUAUUGAUGAAUAUAUGACUUCUGAACAAAAAAUAUUACAGUUUUAUUUCCUUUACUGAAAACUGGAGAGAGUAACCUUAUUUUGGUAAGGGAGACAAUUGAUGAAUUUUUUUUCUUCCAACACAUUUGUGUAUUUGAGGGAUUUAUCAAAACUAGCUUAUAGUUUUGUGAUUUUGGUAUUAAGAAGUGAAGGAACUCUGUAAGACCAUGAAACGUGGAGAAAGUAAAUCUUCAAGUAGCAGUUUAGAUACUGAGCCAAAACAGAUGAAAAAGCUGUUCUGGGCUGGAUGGAGGACGAGUGUAGAGAUAGAGAUGCCGGCAGGUUCAAGCAGUGAGACUGUUGGAAAUCAUAGUGCAUACAGUCAUGGCAGCUCCAACAGUCAUAGUACAGCAAAGUCACGUAUGAGUCGUGGCACAGAUGCCUGGUGGAGUGUCCGAGAUUUCAUACAACCGGAAAUAUCUAACCCGCACUCGGUAUCAUUCAGUAAAGCAAAUGACGAUGACACGUGGGAUUUGUCGGAUUCUAUUGUGGAUCUUUAUAAAGAAGUGGAUAAGUAUGAUGGUGUUCACAUUCAGUCACCUACAAAUCGUAAUGCAAAAGUUGACGUUCAAGAGUGGAUACAGGAAGAUACAAGUAAUGGAUUUGUUCAUGUGUUCAAAUCAGACACGGAUAGAAACCCGCGUAUGUUUCCUUGUACAUUAACUACAACUGCACAAAAAUUGUGUAUUCAGUGUGGAAUGCCACCAAACUCGUUGCAUGUGCAGUUUAAUGGUGAUAUAAUUCGUAGACUGGAUCAGUUUGAUAGUCCAUUAGCUAUACAGAAUGAGUACUUACAGAAUAUUGGAUAUACCGACCAAAGGAAGAUACAGGAUGUUGGUGCUAUGGAAGAUCUGGAAUAUCUAGUCAAAUUCUAUGCAGGCAAGCCAGUAUCAGAUAGUACAUACUCACGGAACCAACUAUCAACAUUUGCCUACGUCAGGAAAGGAAAGUUGUUAUAUCAAUGGGUCAGACGUCUUUGUGUGAUCACUGGAACCAGACUGUUGAUCUAUAGAGAUAAGACCAAGUCAGGAAGUCCUACCAUUGUACAGCUUGCUAAAGGUACGGUGGAGGAAGUGCAGUCUAUCAAAGGUCAUGAUCAUGUCUUGAAGUUGACCUCUACUCUUCAAGGUGAAAGGUCAGUGUAUUUGUCCUUCACUGAUGAGAAAGACUACAACAAGUGGCGGAGGAAAACAAAAAAGGCAACAGCAAAGCUUCCUACAAAAGCGGACCUGUCAAAUUGCCAUCUAGAGUUUCUGCCAGAGACGGUGUUCAUUAAUGACGAGUUGGAAAUCUUGAAUCUCCGUCACAAUGUUCUGAAGGAGAGACCAAUAGAGGAAGAUAUCUACACAAUAGGCUGGCUGGAUGACUUGCCAAGAUUUACACAUUUGCGGAGUUUGAAUCUGGCAGACAAUGACCUGCGGUGUUUUCCGAUGUCAGUGUGUAAAAUGAGAACGUUGACUGAACUAAACCUUGCAAGCAACAAGAUAGAAGACAUUCCACCCGAUAUUGUAGACCUUGAAAACCUUCAGAUGCUUCAUUUACACAACAAUCAUUUGAACUAUUUACCAGAUGAGAUGUGCCGCAUGCGUAACCUGCUUGUAAUAGUCCUCGCCUUCAAUCACUUUACCUCUGUCCCAAACGUCCUUCUUCAAACCCACGAGUCUUUGCUUAGAAUUGACAGUUUAAUAAUGGCGGGAAACAGGAUAGAAAAACUUUCACAAGAUGUUUUGAAUAAGAUUCAGCACAUUAAGAAAAUAGAUUUUCGACUGAAUAAGUUGACGUUGUCGCCGAGUGAAAUGGCAAAAUUUCAUUUGUUGGAGUUAGUGACUCAUUUAGAUGUGAGAGAUAAUGCUAUCACAGAUUUGGACGUUAGAUCGUUACGCAAACUGGAAUAUUUAAAUUGUGAACGGAACAAACUUCAUAGCCUGCAAGUCAGCGGAGGUGCCAUCAAAUUGUUGUUUGCCAUGCAAAAUGAGAUAUCAUCAAUUUCAAUCAGUCCAAAGCCAGAAUGGUUGACAACACUAGAUGUUUCAAAAAAUAAGUGUGAGAGUUUGCCAUCUUGGAUCAGUGACUGUUUCUUCCUGGUGCAAUUAAAUGCUAGUCAUAACCUUAUCAAGAAGUUACCGGACAAGUUGUUAGUAGAUACGCCAAAGCUACGGGUGCUAAAGUUAAGUCACAACCUGCUAACAGAGCUACCUAGUGAGGUCAAACACUCAGUGUUAGAAGACUUGAGCUUGGAACACAAUCAGUUAUCACACCUACCAAAGGAUCUGUUUGUCAACCUUCCAAAGCUUCGUUACAUCUGUUUGACUAAUAAUCUGCUAGAAACUGUCCCAGAGCCAAACCACAAUGUGUAUCAAAACAAGGUGCAAGAGCUUUACUUAUCAGCCAACAGGCUGGGUGAUGAUGUUAUACACAGAAUUACAUUGUUCCACAAAGUGAAGGUGCUACAUCUCGCAUACAAUCAGAUUACAGAAAUACAUGACAGAGACUUACGAAAGUUGGAGAAUAUUCAAGAAUUGAACAUAUCUGGCAACUUCUUGAGACACUUACCUAAAUGUGUAGGAAGGCAUUCAAAGCUGCAGGCAGUCAGAUGUAAUGCCAACCUAUUGAAAGAACUACCAGAUUUUAGAUACUCUCCAAAUCUGAAGGUACUGGAAGUGGGCUCCAAUCGUUUGAUGGAUGUUUCUGUGACCAGUCUAAUGGCCUCCAAUGUAAACUUACUGGAUAUAUCUGGUAACCCGGAGAUGCAGGUGUCCUCUGUCGAGCUGAAAGGAAUCAAAGACUUUUUGAUGCAAUAUCAAGGGACAAAGAAGAAGGUUUGCAUGGUGGACAUCAAGGGUCAAAACAGGUCUCUCCUUGACCUUCGUACUGCGGGGUUCGACGACCUAGAUAUACCAUGGCAGAGUGGACUGUCACAGACCUCUGGCAUGAGAAACAAAUUGUCUGUAAGCAUUGUAAACAGACCAAAGUUCAAUGAAGGACAGGAAGGUCUGUUUGCUCUCUUUGAUGGAGGUAGAAAUGACGAGGUGACACGGAUAUUAUCCAAUCGGAUUGUAGCUGUGAUGGAGGAGGAAUACAAACAUCCAGUGACAGGACCAGAAUAUCUGAAAUAUACACUGCUAGCGGCUCAUAGAAAACUGAAGUCUACAGGACAGAAGGUAGGAGCAGCUGGAGCAAUAUGUCACCUUCAUAAACACCCAUCAGGGAAUAGUCCAUAUGUACUGAAUGUUGCCAAUGUGGGAGAUGUGGAAGUAGUCAUCUGUAGGAGAGGAGAAGCAUCUGUACUCAGUAAACUGUUCAGUGUCUCAUCAAAUAAGGAGGAGAUGGAACGAAUAUGUAAAUCAGGAGGCAUUGUCACUGAGGAUAAUAAGAUCAAUGGAGUGACACAGAAUACAAGAUUAUUGGGUUCCAGCUACUUGUUUCCAUAUGUCGUCCCUGACCCUCAUGUUACCACGACAACUCUCCAACCCGACGACCAACUCAUCAUCAUCGCCAACCAAGGAUUAUGGAAAUAUAUGUCCUAUCAAGAAACUGUAAAUGAAAUCAUUGAUAUUCCUGAUCCAGUACUUGCAGCCAAGAAACUUCAAGAUCUAGCUCAAGGUUAUCUAUCACAAGAAAAUAUUGGUGUUUUAGUUAUUAGACUGAUGUUAUCACAGUCUGAAAGGAACAAAAUGAGACAAAUGUUGCAGACUCAGUUUGAAAAUGAACAGAAACUGCUGGCUGAGCUAAGAGUGAGAGAUAUUGAAAGAGAGGAACAGAGGAAGAGAGCAGAAUUAGAGGAACAAAAUGAUGGUGUUCCAAUGGAUAUUGUGAAGUUAAAAGGUGGGAAAAAGAGAAAACAAGUAGAUAGAGUAUUCAGCAAUGAUCCAAAUGAAAUAGAUGACAGUGCUGAUGAACAUGAUGGUGUCAAGGUAAGACCGUUGCCUAGAUACCAUCAUCGAGACAAAGAGGAUCCAGCAACAAACUGGGAGCUGAUGUUGCAGAAAAGACUUACAGAGGAGGUCAAGGAUAAAGAACUAAUCCAUGCAAUGCGUGUGCAAGAGUACGAUCCUUACUUUCCAGCUGUUGACUCUGAUGAAAACUGGUCAGCAACAACUAAAUUAAAGGGCCAAGUCAAAGAGAGAACAGUAACUUUACCACCAAAGGAUGAUUUUGGAAAUUUUAUGACAUCUCCAUCCCAGACUCACCCUCCUGCACCUCACUUACCAAGAAGACAGAUUAUUCCAGAAGCAUCUCAAAUUUCUACAGAAUCUUUGGAAUUUAAAAGAGAAUUGAAACAUCCAUUGAAUGUAGACAGAGAUGCAAUAUUAUUCCAUAAUAUGCAGCUUUCAAGGCAUAAGAGUCACAAUAUGAGUUCAAACAGUAUAGACUCAAUACAGUCAGACCCUGCUUAUGCAUCUGUGAAAGAAAUGAUGAAAGACAAGAAAUCCUCUUCUCACAGUAUUGAAGUAUUACUCCAUGGACCUACAGCUCAACAUGCAAAAACUGAAACAUUUGGUGGAUCUCAUAAACUUCCAAAGCAAGAAUCAGAGUUACCAAACAGAAACUCUCAGGUGGACUCUUGUCCUACUGAUAUGAAUGACAGGUUGAAAAUGCUAGAGCAGAAAGGUUUCUUACCAAAGGAAAAUGAAAAUGGCAGUAAGACAAAGGAGAAAGACGUUGAUAGAAGACUUACUGCUGAAGAUAUAGAAAGAAACUUUGGCCAGAGCAAUGAAUCAUGUGAUAGUACUAACACAAUAAUAGAUGUAAAUGACAUUGAAAACACUGAAAGAAAGGAUAUCUUAGAUGAAAAUGAUACUGAAUUUAUAUCAGACUAUGAGACAAUAGUAGAUAUAACUGCAAAACAUAAGCAUGACACAGAUGAGGAAGGUGAAAUUAUGAUAAUGGGUGAGAUAUAUAGUGCUAAUGGACAUGAUAGUGGAAUAAGAGAUACUGAACAUUUAAACUGGUGGAAUGGUAGAAAGAGUAAUAGUGCUGAGGGGUUGCCAGAGAAGGAAAGAGACAAAGAUGAAGAUUUGACUGAAUUGUAUGCAACAGUUAGAAAAGUGAAAAAGCAAAACAAUGAGAAGAAUGUUGUUGAUGAAGAUAUUCAGGUAAAGAAUGCUUCUUUAAAGAAAUCUGAAUAUGAAGCAGAUGAAGUCAACCAAACUAGAGAUAUAUUGGUGGAUCGACUGUGUGACAAUAUUUCAAAAGAUACCACUGAAGACAGAUCCGAAACUGAAGAGAAAAAGGUAGUUACUGUGAAACCCUAUGGUAACAUGAGAACACCGCCCCCAGUUCCAAAGAAGAAUUUGAUAGGAGAGACAGAAGAAUCCGGUGAUAGUGUUACAGAGGUAUGUCCAGAGAGUAAAUCACCAAGUGCUGUAAAGAAAACAGCUCCUAAAGUAAACGGAUUGCAAAGAAAUUCCCCAGAAAUAAGACAUAAAGAUGUCUCAUAUGUUAAUCGAUACCAGUUAAAAGCAAAUUUUGUACAACAACAACGUCAAAAAUUUGCAAAGUCGCCUUUAACAGUUACAGAUGUUGAUGCAGAUGAAAAUAGGCCAACGAAAGUUGAUCAUGUUGAACAUAGAGUGAAAAACUCCAAAUCACCUAUGCCUUUUAAGAAUACAAAUGAAGAGAAACAAACUUCAAAUGAUUCAAAUGACCAUGUCAAAAGUGAUAUUGGCCAUUCUACAAAAACUAAGAGAGCACCUGCUCCAGACAGUAAGGUUGAAGCAAACCACUUUUCAACAGAUGAUGAUCAUUUAACAUCUGAACAUAAAAAGCGCCCACCUCCCCCAGUGCCUCCAAGGGUCCCAAUAAAACACCCUCCCAUGCAUGAGCCAGACAUCAACUCUAAUUCAAUCAAAAGUCUGGAAGAUUUGAUAGCAUACAACAGGCUCCAGCAGCAGAAAGUCAGCUACAAAGGCACAGCAAAAGUGGCUCCACCCCCUCCGCCUAAAGUGCCAGAAACUUCCAUGGUGACCAAAACUUCCAGUCAAAGAAGCAUUAUAAUAACCUACUUGUAGUGAAAAGCCCGGUGACUCCUGUUAAUAGUUCUGCUAUUCAGGGGCAUUAACUUUUGCAUUUUAACAUCUAUUAAUCAAAUGGUUCAUUGGCAUUUCUUAGGUAUGGAAAUACCUCAGAUAGAUUUAACAUAUAGUUUUUGAUAUGAUAUUUUCAAAGGUCAUAUAUUUGUUAAAUUUAUCUUUGGAGUGCAGGUCUGAUUACACUUUUGACUUGAAGUUGUCAUUAUAUUGAAUGUGUGCAAAAUAGACCAAACUUUUUUUAGAUAUGAAUUACUCUGAUACCAAACUAUGCAUAGGGUUUGCACAUGCAGCAUUGAAAACUUGUUUCGAAAUUUAUAUUGUUUUAAAGUUUACUAUGGACAUAAAAUUUUGUAAAGAAAUUAAUAAAAUUUAUAGAAAAAAAAGAGAAUUAUACAGGUUUCAGAAUUUUUACAUAGUUUUUAACUUCAAAUCUAUUGAAGAUAUUAUGUUAAAUUGCCUCCCCUUCAAAAAUGAAUUUAUUUAAAAUGAGCUUGAUAAAGAUUAUUUUAAACAAUACUGCAGGAUGGUAGAUCUAGUGUUAUUCAAAAUGUUUUCCUAAUUUGAAACUGAUUUAACAGGAUAUUAAGUUAUAUAUGUAUGUGAAAUGUAAAUAAUUUAUUUGUACAAAAAAUCUUUAAACAGCUGUUUAUACAAGUCUUUAAAAUAUGUAUUUUUCCUAAAUGUUUUAAGAAAUGUAUAGUUUUUGAUAAUUGUGUGCUGGCACACAUAAUGCUUUUAUUUCAUGUCAUUUUACUGAUACUGUCUUUUAUGUUGUGUGCUUGUAAUCAGUGGUAAUGUUGUAGAAUUUUAUAUAUACUUUGUACUUUGAUGUGUCUCGCGUUUUGUUUCAUUAACGUGUAUAUUAUUGUUCGGUUGAUAAUGUUGGAUUACUUGUGAUUUCGGUAAGAGUAUUUGAAACAGUUUACUUUCUUAUAUGAUUGCUGAUGCUUCAAAGACUUGGCUGUUUUCCUUUCUUGUUCAUUUUGUAGAAAUGUAACUUAUUAUGUAACUGUUAGUAAAGAAAGCCUUUGUAAAUUCACAGGUGUGUUACAAACAAAUGAUGCCUAAAUUUUUCCUGUUGAUAGAUACAAUUUUCAAUUAUUUUCCAAAACAGAAUGGAUAUGAUAAGAUAAAUUCAUGAAAUAAUUAUUUAAAGGUGAAAUUGACAAAAAUUUAAAGGAUUUUUCAGAAAUAAAUGAGUUUGGUUUAUUCUAAGUCUUUUAGAAUACAAAUUCAUUCAAAUUUUACAGAGAUCUUAUUUGUUUUUGGAGCUUGAAAAAAAAAAGAUCAUACUUUCAGAGAAUAUUAGUUUUCUGAUUUCAAUUUACUGGUUAUUUUCAUAUUUUUAUAGAGACUUUAUUCUACAAUAUUGUAUACGACUAGGUACAAACUUUUAACAGACCAUUUCAAGUGUAACAUUACUCGGAAUUCAUGACUACAUAAGUUGAAAUAAGAAUAAUUACAAUGAUAUGUUUGACUUAUGGUUCAGAAUUUUAUUGUAACAUUGCAGUUGACCUCAGCCCCACAUCCCGCUGGGUUCAGUAAUAUACAACACAUGAAAAAUUUGCAAUGCCAGUCAAUUUUGUUUGCCUGAUGUCAUUUUAUGAUUACUAUUUUGUACCACACGUCAGACAGGUGAUAUUAUAAGCUCAAUUCUGUGUAACUUUUUAUCGUUUUUGUACCCCAGAACAACAAAGUUGUAUGGGGGGUAUACUGGUUUCACUGGUUGCCUGUCUGUCCAUAGACAUAGUCUUGUAUGCACUCAUCUGUAUCAUGUAUCAUCUCUCCUCAUCCUCUUGGCACAAUUUAAUGAAACUUCACCAAGUGAUCAGUAACAACAGUAUUUGUGCAUGGGGAAUGUAAGGUUCUUUCAGAAAAAUGUUUUGUAGAGUUACGGGAUUUUGUUUUUGUUACUAUACUAUAUACAAAGACACAAUCUUGUACGCAUUAUCUCUCCUUAUCCCAUUGACACAAUUUAAUGAAACUUUACAUAAGUGCUUAGUAAAACAGUAAUUAUGUAUGGUGCAUUUUAGAUUCUUUCAGAAAAAAAAUUGCAGAGUUACGGGACUUUGAUUUUGUUGCGAUACUAUAUGCAUAGAGUCUGCAUAUUCAGUCUUGUGCGCUCCUAAUCUCCUGAACCCAUGCACACAAUUUAAUGAAAUUUCACCCAUGUGUUCGGUAACAAUAGCAGUUGUGCACGGUGUAUGUUAGGUUCUUUCAGAAAAAAAGAUUUGCAGAGUUACGGGACUUUGAUUUUUGUAAUAUACUAUACUAUAAACAUAGAGUCUGCAUAUGCGAUCUUGUGCCUGAACCCAUGCACACAAUUUAAUAAAACUUAAUACAAGUGAACAAAAGUUACCCAAGUUGUGCAUGGUGCAUGUUAGUUUUUUUUUUUUUAAAUUUGCACAGUUAUAGGACUUUCUUUUUUGUUAACAUACUAUAUACAUAUAAUCUGCAUAUGCAGUCUUUUGCAUGCCUUAUCUUCCAAACCCUUGCACACAAUUUAAUGAAACUUGACACAAGUGAUCAGUACCACGUUCUUUUAGAUAAAUAUUCUGCAGAGUUCACAUAGAUAUGCAAUCUUGUGUGUGUCAAAUUGCAAUUUACUCUGUCAGUGUGUACGUGGGGGGAGUGGUACAUUCGUCACCUUCAGUGAUAGCUCUAGUUAAUUUUGAUGUAAAUAUUUUAAAACUAUUACAUCGUAAUUGUAAAUUCAUGCAUGUUGAUGAGAAUAUAUUUGAUAGUCCCACUUUAAAUGUGCCUUCUGUGUUUCUAUGUAUAUCAGUGUUUAUAUGAACAAAACGUCUGUUAUUAAGAGAGUUGUGCAAUAUAUAAUAAAAAAGAUGUAUCACUUAA
This is a messenger RNA of Mercenaria mercenaria, 9893 nucleotides long. RefSeq names its product PH domain leucine-rich repeat-containing protein phosphatase 2-like. The record is from RefSeq and is a predicted model, not a curated record. Gene Ontology annotation, molecular function: protein binding. Bases 1173 to 7016 code for a protein of 1947 amino acids. NCBI's taxonomy places the organism in Eukaryota, Metazoa, Mollusca, Bivalvia, Venerida, Veneridae. The transcript has 18 exons.